AGGCAAUUGGUCUUUUUUGUAAUGCAAUGUAAAUGUAAUGUAACAGUUCUCCUUUCAAUGGGUCAUUAAGAGCCAUCAGCUUUGCAAAAGACCAGAGUCAGAAAUGGUUGGAAUGGCUUUAUUGAUAUGGAUCUCCCCAGACAGCUGCCUGGAUUUAUGAAUUCUCCUCCAGGGCCUGGUUUAUGGGGCUUCAUGGAGAGCAUUUGUCUUUCAGCAUAGACUGGCCCAUGCUGCUCACAUGUCAGGAGUGGGACUCAAGGCGGUGUGUGUCUCUCCUGCUUCCCAUACUGCAAGGUUGGAUUGCAUCUCCUAAGGCUAUAUUAAAGGAAGCAAGAGCCUUCGACUAAAACAUGCUGGGAUUUUCGUUUCCAGGAGCCGGUGUGGCUGCUGUUCUAUUAACUGAGUUGUGGAUUUGCACCCAGGACUUUGGCUCGGAGCUAAGCCCCCUCCAAAACUGGAGCGUUGUGCACCCUUGUCUCUUGUUUGGGUGACAGCCAGCGUGGUGCAAUGGUUUGAGCAUUGGACUAUGACUCUGGAGACCAGGGUUCGAUCCCCAACUUAGCCAUGAAACCCAACGGGUGACGCUGGGCAUGUCACAUUCUCUCAGCCUCAGGGGACGGCAAUGACAAACCCCCUCUGAACAAAUCCUGCUGAGAAAACCCCAGGAUAGGGUCACCGUAUAGCCAGAAAGGAUUCGAAGGCACAUAACAACAAUGUUGGGUCCCACCAUUUUGUGUUACUGCUAGAAUGUGGCUCUAGAAAACUUAUUCAGUGAUUCCCAAACUUUUGUCCUCCAGGUGUUAUGGACUUCGACUCCCAGAAGCCCCUAGCCAGCUUGGCCAGCCAUCGGGAAUUCUGGGAACCGAAGUCCCAAACAUCUGGAGAACCAAAGUUGGGAAACCCACUUGGCUCUCCAAGUUGCAAGAGCUUUAAAGCCUCAUCGUCGCCCCAUUUGCAUUUGCCAGAAUGCCAUACAAAGGGAGAACCUGAUCUUACUAUCUUACCUCUCUGCAAAUGUCCUGUGCACCAAUUCCUCCUCCCUUCCUUGGAAAGCAUGUGAGAUGGCACUUAUGCCUUUGACCCUGAGCGCAAUGGGACUGUUGCCUUGCCAAUGGAGAGCAUCAGCUGCUCUCCCUAAAAUUUCCACUCUCCUGGAAGCCUUGUAUCUUUGCCGGUGCUGUGACUUAUAAAAUGCCCGCUUUUGGGGGUUGAGAGAGUGGGGUAGAUCAAUGAUCGACCCGUUUCCAGCUCCAGAAAACAAACCCAAAGUGGUCUGGCUCUUACUUCUUCUGCUUGCCCUUUCUUCCACAUUUCUCCCUGACUCUUCUUCUUUCCCCCCCAAUUUUCAUUCCCAAACUGUUAAUCCCUCAAAACGAGAGUAAAACUUUAACCGCUUGAGCCGCUUACUGUUUUACAUAAAUAAUCCACCCAAAGACCCAGCAAAGCCAGGAGACGUUUGCCCGCUAAGGACGAAACAAGUGGGCAAAGCGGGAGAUUCCCAUCCGCUUUGACACAACCGGGCAGAGAAUGUAACGCCUUUAAAAAGUGCAGGCAACUGGUUAGAGACACCUCUCGUAUUUCUCUUACCGUAGGAAUGUAUUGAUUUUGCAAAAUUGGAGAAUAAACAUCAAGUGAGAUAUUUUUCUCCCCCUCCUUCCAAAAGAGGCCUGGGGAACUCACAGCUGGAGGAACGGAGACCCUCCGAAUUCUGGCAAGCUCCUGGCACAGCCCCAGAUGGGCACAGGAUCCAGGGUUUCCUGGAGCGACCGUUUCUGACCCCAAACAAUCCUGCUGCCUUGCUGAAAGCGGGUUAUUCGAUAAAUUAAAAUCAAGACACUCCCUUCCCUUGGACAAUCUUUUUAUCUCCCACAGGAACAAGCCAGAGACCCGUUGUGCCCAAAAGUGCCUGCCGUCCUAUUCUGCAUCACUACCCGGCUCAUCUUACUACAAUCUUGCAAGCGGCAAUUGACCGGCUAACCAUAUUUGCACUCCUCCUUUUAAGCUUUGGAAGGAAUUUGCUUUUGGAUUAGCAAGGAGACAAGGGCACUGUUUGGGCGGCAUCCGUACUUAGAUAUACGUUGCACUCCUGUGACCCCUUCCAGGGGUUUUCGUGAACGCCAUGACUUUCGCCGAAUUCCUGCAGCAAGUCGGUGGCAUGGGCCGCUUCCAGAUAAUCCACACGGCGCUCCUGACAAUCCCCAUCGUAUUGAUGGCCAGCCACAACCUUCUCCAGAACUUCACCGCGGCGAUCCCGGAGCAUCACUGCCAGAUCCGCAUGAGCGCCAACGGCAGCGGGCAUCAAAACGCCACUCGCUCGCUAGGCACCAGCGACCUUCUGAGGGUGGGCAUCCCUCUCAACAGUAAACAGCAGCUGGAGAAGUGCCGUCGGUUUGUGGACAUCCAGUGGCACCUUCUCAACCCAAACCUCACCAAGGCAAACCGGACCAAAAUGGACACCGAGCCAUGUGCCGACGGAUGGGUAUACGAUAGGACCCUGUACUCUUCCAGCAUAAUUUCAGAGUGGGAUCUAGUGUGUGACCGACGGAAACUUCGGGAGAUGGCCCAGUCCAUCUACAUGGCUGGCGUACUGGUGGGGGCCCUGAUUCUGGGAAAUCUGGCUGACAGGUUUGGCCGCAAGGUGCUCACCAUUUGGUCGUUCCUGCAAAUGGCGGUGAUGGGGACCUGCGCGGCCUUUUCGCCCAACUUCAUCUCCUACUGCGUUUUCCGGUUCCUGAGUGGGAUGGCGCAUUCCGGGUUCGGCCUGAGCAUUGCCUGUUUGAUUGUGGAGUGGAUUCCCACCCAGUUCCGCACGAUCACCAUCGCCGUCACCGGCUUCACAUAUACGUUGGGACAGAUCCUCCUUGCUGGCUUGGCCUAUGGCAUCCCCGACUGGCGCUGGCUCCAGUUUACUGUUUCCGCACCUUUCUUUUUCUUCCUCCUGUACUCUUGGUGGUUUGCCGAAUCCGCUCGGUGGCUGAUCCUUUCGGGAAAAGCAGGUACGGCUGUCAGCGUCCUCCAAAGAGUCGCCCGCAUCAACGGGAAGCAAGAAGCCGGAGCUAGCAUCACCACGGAGGUCCUGCUAUCGAACAUGGAGAAAGAGUUGUCCGUCACCAAGGCUUCUUAUACCAUCUCCGACUUAGUGCGCACCCCGGCCAUCCGGCGCAUUUUCUGUUGCCUCUCUGUAGUAUGGUUCUCGGUCAGCUUCUCUUACUACGGAUUGGCGAUGGACCUGCAGAAUUUCGGGGUCAGCAUCUACCUGAUCCAGGUGAUCUUUGGGGCGGUUGACUUCCCGGCCAAAGUGAUCGUGACCAUCACCAUGAGCUACAUCGGCCGGCGGUUCAGCCUUUCGUCCUUCCUCAUCGUCGCCGGAUUCAUCAUCAUCAUCAAUAUAUUUGUGCCCACCGAGCUGCAGACCGUUCGGACAGCGCUGGCCGUUAUUGGGAAAGGAUGCUUGUCGGCGGCCUUCAACUGCACCUUCUUAUUCACGACCGAAUUGUACCCAACGCCUGUCAGGCAGACUGGGCUCGGGUUCGGCAGCACCAUGGCGCGGGUGGGAGGCAUCGUGGCUCCGCUGGCCAAGAUGAUGGAAGACUACUAUGCCCUCCUGCCACCGAUUGUCUAUGGGGCCGUGCCCAUCUUUUCGGGCAUCAUUGCCUGUUUUCUCCCGGAGACCCUGAACGUCCCGCUCCCGGAUACCAUCGAAGAUGUGGAGAACAGGGCCAGAAAGAAGACCAAGGAAGAAUUAGCCCAGGAGAAGAUUCUGCUCCAAACCCAAGAUAAAGCUCUGUUUAGAGACACUUGCUGAUGGUCAAAGCUCUCCUUGGAUCUCCAUCUCUCCCAGUCAUUUGGUUUUGGGGAAGAAAGGACCACAAAAGACUGAGCGUUUGUUGUUCUGUCCAUCCUGGGAUCAUCUUUUACAAAGGGUUACCCUUCACAAACUGGGAAGUCUUGAGAAGGUCUGAACUUUCUGGACAUUUUUGAAAGCACUCCAAAGGUCUCCAAAAGAUAUAGUCUUUCUUCAGGUUCCCCGAGGGCCAAACUGAAAUGGGCUCCGAGAUAAUAAAAAGGACUGUCCACAUCAGUAGAAAGCAUCCAAGUAGUGACCCUUAGGAUGAAAUCAGUUGUAAACGAUCGAUCAUUUGGUCGAUCGAUCGAUAUUCCGAACCAAAGUAAUAUAUUGAACAAUGCCUAACCGUACAUGAAAAUAUUAAAUCACAAGCCGGACAGCCA
Sceloporus undulatus (fence lizard) is the source of this 4230-nucleotide messenger RNA. Its product is annotated as solute carrier family 22 member 6-A-like. Lineage: Eukaryota; Metazoa; Chordata; Lepidosauria; Squamata; Phrynosomatidae. Gene Ontology annotation, molecular function: transmembrane transporter activity. The record is from RefSeq and is a predicted model, not a curated record. Gene Ontology annotation, cellular component: membrane. The coding region runs from base 2120 to 3805 and encodes 561 amino acids. The transcript is spliced from 11 exons. Gene Ontology annotation, biological process: transmembrane transport.